Zychaea mexicana is the source of this 1784-nucleotide messenger RNA. RefSeq names its product kinase-like domain-containing protein. Gene Ontology annotation, biological process: vacuolar protein processing; protein phosphorylation; regulation of vacuole fusion, non-autophagic. Bases 339 to 1466 code for a protein of 375 amino acids. Gene Ontology annotation, molecular function: ATP binding; protein serine/threonine kinase activity. Gene Ontology annotation, cellular component: Golgi apparatus; cytoplasm. Lineage: Eukaryota; Fungi; Mucoromycota; Mucoromycetes; Mucorales; Lichtheimiaceae. The transcript has 8 exons. The record is from RefSeq and is a predicted model, not a curated record.
CUGUUCUGAAACCCCCUUUCAGCACGACAGCUUCAUCAUGAAUAUAGUGUUGUGAUUUAUAUUUUACUGCUUUUUAAAAAUGGCCUUGACAACCCUACUUUUCUCUACGCGGGAAUGAAAUCUGGUACUUAUCCGAUGGCAUGAGCACAAUAAUUUAGCAUGUAGCAUAUUUAGGCGAGUAAAAAUGCUGGAGCGCAUGCAUGGGGCAUUAUUAUGAUGCAUUGCUAUGGUUUCUCGAUGAGCGGGAAAUCUCUUUUAACUCCUUUCCAGCACCUCUCCAGCAAUAAAAAACGUCCCACAACUCUUUAGUCUAACUCUCCAACAUUCCUUUAUCCUUCAUGUCGAUAUCAUCAGCAUUACGAGACACGAUUUACGGCGUAACAUCAUGCUGCUUUCCCAAUCCAACAAUACAAAUCAACAAAAAGACGUUUAAAGUGGUUCGACUUCUUGGCGAAGGAGGAUACGCUUUCGUUUAUCUCGUGCAAGACGUCCCAACCGGUCGUCUUUAUGCCCUUAAGAAAAUACGCUGCCCACCGGGCGACCAAGAUGCGGUUGCAGAUGCCAUGCGGGAAGUCGACAUGUACCGCAUGUUUCAACAUGAGAAUAUUGUUAAAGUUUUGAAUACCAGUAUUACAACAGAAAAGGACGGAACGAAAACUGUCUAUAUCUUCUUGCCUUAUUUUAAGCGUGGCAACUUGCAAGACAAUAUCAAUGCCAACAAUUUGAACAAAGCGCAUUUUCCCGAACGAGACCUGUUCCGCUUCUUCCGCAAUGUCUGUUACGCCGUCCGUGUACUGCAUACAUUUCGACUUCCAAGGGUUCCGAUGAGAAACAACGACGAAGAAGAAUCACCUGCUCUAGACACCGAGAACCAGCGUAUGGUCACCAUCUCAUCGGGUCACACGAUGACCCCAUCAAAACCGUACCACCACACCAAUGGCUAUCAACGAACAAAGGAUGCCGAAGAAGCAACAGUGGUUCCCUAUGCACAUCGAGAUCUGAAACCCGGCAAUAUUCUUAUUGCAGAUGAUGGCCAAACGCCGAUUUUAACCGACUUUGGAUCUAUCAUGCGAGCGCGCAUCACAGUUAAAACGCGGCAGGAUGCGUUAAUACAGCAGGAUCUCGCUGCAGAACAUUCGACAAUGGCCUAUCGCUCUCCAGAACUAUACGAUAUUCAAAGAGGGACUGAGCUGGAUGAAAAAGUGGAUAUAUGGAGCCUCGGAUGUCUAUUGUAUGCUACUGCCUAUGGUCAAAGUCCAUUCGAGAUGAAUACACAUGAUGUGGGUGGAUCAAUGUCCCUGGCUGUAUUGAAUGGACAGUACAAGUUUCCAGCACAAGGCGAUCCAUACAGUGAUGGACUAAGAGAACUUAUCAAAUCCAUGCUGGUAGUAAAUCCGAAGGAACGGGCUGACAUACAAUCGGUCAUUGAUGAAGUUGAUAGGCUUUUGGAAUUUACUUCAGCUUGAUACUCCUUAUACUCUUCCGCACAUUCUCCUUACCCAUUUGGCAUAUAUGUAACCAUCGCACCCUCUCCUUUUUGUUUCCGUUUCCCAACAUGCUACUAGUAGUUCCUCUCUCUCGCAACCUCAAAUCCAUUAGCAUUCACUUAGACUCCAUAAGUCUUGUUUUAGUUCAUAUUUUAGAAUUAAGUACAGAUUUUGCAUAUCAUUUCGUAUAAUCUUAUAUUAUUCUCCAUUAUUUUCUCUAAAUCAAUUUUUUUCUACUGAAAAGUACCAAUGUGUGUGCGUGUGUGCGCGCUGCUCAUGCGUUACAUGUUACGUGUC